AUGCAGCGGGAACGCGGGGGGCAGACCCCGGGCCCCCCCGAGGCCGAGGUCAAGGCUGUCGUCGUAGGGGACGGGGGCUGCGGGAAGACGUCGCUGCUGGUGGCCUUCGCCAGGGGGGACUUCCCCAAGGUCUACGUCCCCACCGUGUUCGAGAAGUACACGGCCUCCCUCCAGGUUGACGGCAAGCCCGUGAAGAUCCACCUCUGGGACACGGCAGGACAGGAAGACUACGACAGGCUUCGCCCGCUCUCCUACUCGGACGCCAAUGUUGUCCUCAUCUGCUUUGACGUCACCAGCCCCAACAGCUACGACAACAUCCUCACGAAGUGGUACCCGGAGGUGAACCACUUCUGCAAGGGCGUCCCGGUGCUGCUGGUGGGCUGCAAGACGGACCUGCGGCGGGACCGGGAGGUGCUGCACAAGCUGCAGGAGGGACGCCUGGAGCCCAUCUCCCACCAGCAGGGAGAGGCCAUGGCCCGGCAGGUCCACGCCGUGUCCUACUUGGAGUGCUCGGCCAGGCACCAGGAGAACAUCGGGGACAUCUUCGCGGUGGCCUGCGGUGCCGCCCUCAGCGCCGCCCGCCGGAGCCAGCGCAGGAGGCGACCCAGGAGGGGCUGCGUGCUCUGCUGA
This is a messenger RNA of Nipponia nippon (crested ibis), 630 nucleotides long. RefSeq names its product ras homolog family member D (gene RHOD). The record is from RefSeq and is a predicted model, not a curated record. Gene Ontology annotation, molecular function: GTPase activity; GTP binding. Gene Ontology annotation, biological process: small GTPase-mediated signal transduction. NCBI's taxonomy places the organism in Eukaryota, Metazoa, Chordata, Aves, Pelecaniformes, Threskiornithidae.